AUGACAUUCAUCGAACCUGAGGUUCCCGAGCCUUCUGGCUCAACGAAGGGCAAGUAUCUCUGUCUUACCAUCUGCGGUUACCGCAAGCCUGGCAUGAGCGAGAAAGAUUACCGCAAUCAUAUGGUCAAUAUCUCAGCACCAAUUACCAAGGGCCUCAUGGUCAAAUACGGUGUAAAGAGAUGGACCCAAAUUCACAACCAAGUUUCUACUCGUGCCUUGAUGUCUCAUCUAUUCGACAGCCAGAUGGCCAACGUCGCAGAUUUUGACUGCUUCAGCCAGGUAGUGUUCAGGGACAUUGAGGACUACAAACGUAUGAAACAGGACCCUUGGUAUAAGGAGCAUCUCAUUGGCGAUCACGAGAAGUUUGCAGAUACCAAGAGAAGCAUGAUGACCAUAGGAUGGAUCGAGGAGUUUGUGAGGGACGGAGAGGUUGUCGACGGUUUCAAGGACUGCUAG
This is a messenger RNA of Penicillium longicatenatum, 456 nucleotides long. It is a transcript of the gene tpcK, whose product is annotated as decarboxylase tpcK. The record is from RefSeq and is a predicted model, not a curated record. Lineage: Eukaryota; Fungi; Ascomycota; Eurotiomycetes; Eurotiales; Aspergillaceae. Gene Ontology annotation, molecular function: oxidoreductase activity. The coding region runs from base 1 to 456 and encodes 151 amino acids. The transcript has 3 exons.